This is a messenger RNA of Blastomyces dermatitidis ER-3, 1413 nucleotides long. RefSeq lists its product as uncharacterized. The record is from RefSeq and is a predicted model, not a curated record. Bases 130 to 1413 code for a protein of 427 amino acids. The transcript has 2 exons. Lineage: Eukaryota; Fungi; Ascomycota; Eurotiomycetes; Onygenales; Ajellomycetaceae.
UGUCAUGAGCACUGCAGUUAUUCCAGCAUCAACUCCUCCCCAGAACUAAUAUUGACGCGCUGGUCUUGCUUACGAGUACGAAGUGCAUAUUUUCGAACCUGGCUGGCGUCUGCCUGACUACCAGGAGCUAUGGACCAGCUCACUCGUCAUUUGCUUGACAAAGAAGUCAAGAAGUUUAUUGAUUCGAUUGAUCCAGCUUUGGUCUGCAAAUUGGCUACGUUUUUGCAUCCUGAGAAGAAGCUUUGCCAGGUCUUCUCAGAACCAAAGAAGGGGAGCUACAAUAUCUGCUUUCCUAUCCUCUUUACAAACACGAUCACAACCAAUCCAACACCAGAUGACGGGUUGACCGAGCCAGCCGAGCCAGCCGAGCCAGCCGAGCCAGCCGAGCCUGUUGAACGAUGGAUGAUCCGAAUUCCCCUGCUACCACAUCUUGCAUUUCCCGAGGAGAAGAUGCGAGGCGAGAUUGCAACAAUGAAGUAUAUUGCUGAGAGGACUACCAUCCCUAUCCCUCGUGUCUUUGCAUAUUCCAUCAACCGAGAUAACAUCCUUGGCCUUCCUUUUUUGGCUCUGGAGCACAUUACCGGAAAAACCCUUCAUGGAACUGAUGUGCCACGUCUUUCAGAUGAGCUGCAGUCGCAUUUAUUCAAUCAACUUGCGGAAAUUUACCUCCAGCUCUAUCAACAGCAAUUCGAUCAUAUUGGUGCUCUCACGCUUGACAGCAAUGAUGAGAAUUGGAUUUUUGAACAAAAUCGGCCGCUCACUAUUGAGCUAAAUGAUCAAGAACUCAGUGGCAUGAAGGGUUCUGAGAUUAUGCCCCUCAAGCGGACCUAUUCUUCUACUAUUGAUUAUGUGUUCACUAUUUUGAAAUUGAUUUUCAACGACUUUCACCGCGGGAAAGAUAGUGUUUUCAAUGAAGAGGAUGCACGGAACUAUCUAUAUGGUAUAUUUGCUUCCCAAGGCAUUGUAAUGGAAUGGGUUAAGCAUAAGGACAAUCAUGGACCUUUCAUCCUUAUGCAUGGUGAUCUUCGGCCUCCGAACAUCUUUGUGGACAAUGAUCUGAAUAUUGUUUCAAUCAUUGACUGGGAGUGGAGCCACACCAUUCCACCGCAAAUGUUCCUCCCACCUUCUUGGAUUACAGGUCAGGAACUUCCUGCUGCCACGAAAAAGCCCUAUGACUUUGCAUUUACAGUAUAUGUUUCCCGCUUUCAGCGUGCCGCGAUGGCAAGAGAAGACACAUUUUAUAACCCGGGGAAAAAGAUAAAAUAUAUCCUCCCCAUGGUCAUGCGCCUGUCAGAGAAUCUACUGUGGGGGAACAUGUUUAUUGCAUACGCACUCUUGAAACCCUGCUAUUUUGGGAACGUGUACUGGAAUCUAUUGGACCAAGAAUUUUAUGGAGAGGACAGCAAGCAGUGA